This is a messenger RNA of Eimeria maxima, 636 nucleotides long. RefSeq lists its product as hypothetical. The transcript has a single exon. The coding region runs from base 1 to 636 and encodes 211 amino acids. NCBI's taxonomy places the organism in Eukaryota, Apicomplexa, Conoidasida, Eucoccidiorida, Eimeriidae. The record is from RefSeq and is a predicted model, not a curated record.
AUGUGGAGCGGCGGCAUGAAACUAAUUGGGGACUUCUUAGUGGGACCGGUGCCUUACGAUCUAGUGGUGGGACUAGACUGGUUGACUGAGCACAAGGCUGCAUGGUCUUUCCCAUCGGAUGAACUACGUGCAUUGGUAGAGGGCCAAUGGAUUAAGUUGACACUCGUCCGUGUAAGCAAAGGGAGAUCGGAACGGGUUAGCGACCCCCUGGUGCGCCCAAAGCCACCAGCUGAACGGGCGUAUGACCUACUAGCCAGACAAAUAGCUGAGAUGCCAGAGGAGGAGGCCAUGGCUCUUCUACGCCCCCAGCCAACGAGGCACAAGUCACACACGCGUAAGGGACUGAAGGUGGAUAUUAAGGCACUACUACAGCAGGCCAGGGAGAACACAGCUCAGAUUCAACACCCGAUGCAAGGACUGUCUUCUAUCCUCGCUCUCCCGGUGGGUGAGAAGCCCGAAACACCGAACCCGACUGAGGUUGGACAAGGGACAUGGUGCUGCGCCUUGUUGGGAACCCCCAAGGUUCCGGAAAGGGACGGGGAUAACAGAGAACUGGGGGAACAAGAGCGACUUGACGAUGAGGAGGAGUCCCCUUGGCCGACAGCUACCUUGGAGUAUUCGCGGUUCGAUGAAUGA